This is a messenger RNA of Mycena indigotica, 885 nucleotides long. RefSeq lists its product as uncharacterized. The transcript is spliced from 6 exons. NCBI's taxonomy places the organism in Eukaryota, Fungi, Basidiomycota, Agaricomycetes, Agaricales, Mycenaceae. The record is from RefSeq and is a predicted model, not a curated record. The coding region runs from base 1 to 885 and encodes 294 amino acids.
AUGCUAAUCACGCUGAAGCUGCGCAAAAACCAUCCACCAGUCAUCAACAUAUUCCAUCUACAGACAACCGAAAUUUUCCUAAACCCACGGCAGGCCUAUGAAGAGGCCAUUAGGGACAUUGGUCCAGUUAUAGCUGUGUUACGCAAAGGACAUCUCGAAUUCGUUGUGGAUGACACAUUGGUCUCCUUCUUGGUUUCUAACUCAACAGGGACUUUCGAUUUCGAAGCAGCAACGGCCACAAUUCUACAUUUGCGCCCAUUUCUAUUUCUCUUUCGCUCAUUCUUCAGCGAAAUCGACGAUCUAGUUCAAAAUGGUAUCAACCCUAUGCUCGACAACAUCUUAGAACGAAGUAUGCAGUCCAAUUUUGCCGAUCGCGAGCUCGACGCAAAAUGUUUAACAUCUUCGGUGUGUGUUGUUUUCAGCAAAUCAGCGGAGAAAGCACUUGGAAAAACUAGACUGGACAUGUUCGAUCAUGCCCAUCGCAGCAUUGCCGAAGCAAUGUUGGGUGUUAUAUUCGGAGAGGGCUAUGCAACGGAAAGAAACAUAAUGGCGGUCGAAAAUGUAGCCACUGACAUCUCAAAUUUGACCGGCAUAUACCAAAACACGUCUUUCUUUGGUCGUCAUCUGCCUACUCUAUGGUCUGUCUACACCUGGAUCAAGGUCCUGAGCACUUCGAUCCUUGCUUUCUUCCGUAUUAUGGGGCCGCUUGUCUGGCGCUAUAUGAAACAAUAUUCCAGGGCAACUGAUACCAAACCUACCACCGUUCUCGAAUUUUUAUGCCAAAAGUAUGGGAAAGUCGGGUCUGCAAAUCACAGUCUCGGCGUAUUUGACUUUUUGCAAAUCAUGUCGCUACUCAUUGGGUACACGGCCGCACGGCAGGCUUAA